CUUUCUGCGCAUGCGUAUUGGAAAUUCGAAUCGGAUUGCAUAGACGUUAGCAUUUAGCAGCACUAAAGUUUGUCAGCGUACAAAACAUCAACAUGUUGAAAGAGUUGGUGAAAGAGCGACUAAUGGCGGCAGCUGAUGAAAUUUUCGCGCUGUUUGAGAGCACGAUAACGUCGUACGAGGAGGAACUUUCUCGAACGAGAGAGGAGAAGGAGCGACAUCGACAACAACUGGAAGCUGCUCGCAAAACUCAAAUUGUGCUACACGUUGAAGGCGUUCAGCAGCAAGAAGAACGUCCCCCUACGCCACAGGAAGGAAGCUCCAAGUUGAAGCACGAGUUUCCACAGCCCCCCCACGUUAAAGAGGAAGAACAAGAACUCUGGAUCAGUCAGUCAGGAGGAGGGUGUUUUUUCGGAUUGCAGGAUUCUAAUCCCACCACGUUGCCUCUGACUGGUGUCUCUGUGAAGACUGAAGACCAUGAAGACAAACCCCAAGUUGACAACCUGUUAGCUCCUCUAUCAGAUAGUGACGACAUAACAUCACACUCUAUUAAGGAUAAAGACAAGCAUUACAUCCAAGAACCUUUGAGCAGCGAUACAGACUGUGAGGGUGAUACCAGGACUCACAAUGACAACCAACACCUUGAAUGCUCUGCAAAGAAGACAGUUAAAACAAGUUUUAUCUGCUCAUUUGGUGCCAACAGCUUACAAGAUACAAGGAAUUUUGCUCCACAAACAAGGACACACACUGGAGAAAAACCUUUCAAUUGCUCAGUUUGUGGCAGUACAUUUUCUCGGAAGGACUAUUUGACCAAACACAUGAGAACGCACACAGGAGAAAAACCUUUCAGUUGCUCAUAUUGCGGACUGAAAUUUUCUCGCACGUACUGCCUGAAAAUACACAUGAGAAGACACACAGGAGAGAGACCUUUUAUUUGUUCAGUUUGUGGGAAGAAAUACUGUCGGAAUGACAGCCUGCAAUUACACAUGAGAAAACACACAGUAGAAAUACAUUUUAUUUGUCCAGUUUGUCGUACAUUUUUUGCUGAUGAGCAGAGUUUGACGGCACACAUAUCUGCACACAAUGGACACAAAAUGUAAUUCGCAAAUAAAAACAGAAUACAAUGAUUUGCAAAUCCUUUUCAACUUAUAUUUAAUUGAACAGACUGCAAAGAAAAUAUUUUUAAUAUUUGAACUGAGAGACUUAUUUUUUUUUGCAAAUAAUCAUUCACUUAGAAUUUAAUGGCAGCAACACAUUGCAAAAAAAGGUGUCACCGGGCCAUUUUUACCACUGUGUUACAUGGCCUUUCCUUUUAACAACAAUCAGUAAAGGUUUGGGAACUGAAGAGAUCAAUUUUUGAAGCUUUUCAGGUGGAGUUCUUUCCCAUUCUUGCUUGAUGUACAGCUUAAGUUGUUCAACAGUCUGGCGGUCUCCGUUGUGGUAUUUUAGGCUUCAUAAUGCGCCACACAUUUUCAUUGGGAGACAGGUCUGGACUACAGGUAGGCCAUUCUAGUCUCUUUUUACAAAGCCACGCUGUUGUAACACGUGCAGAAUAUGGUUUGGGAUUAUCUUGCAGAAAUAAGCAGGGGCGUCCACUAUAACCCUGUUUGGAUGGCAACAUAUGUUGCUCCAAAACUUGUAUGUACCUUUCAGCAUUAAUGGUGUCUUCACAGAUGUGUAAGUUACCCAUGCCUUGGGCACUAAUACACCCCCACACAGAUGCUGGCUUUUGAACUUUACGCCGAUAACAAUCUGGAUGGUUCUUUUCCUAUUUCUCUUGGAGGACACAAUGUCCACAGUUUCCAAAAUCAAUCCGAAAUCUGGACUCGUCAGACCACAGAACACUUUUCCACUUUGCAUCAGUCCAUUUAAGAUGGGCUCGGGCCCAGCAAAACUGGCUGUGUUUAUGGGUGUUGUUGAUAAAUGACUUUCGCUUUGCAUAGUUCAGUUUUAACUUGCACUUACAGAUAUAGGGACCAACUGUAGUUACUGAUAGUGUUUUUUUGUAGUGUUCCUCAGCCCAUGUGGUGAUAUCCUUUACACACUCAUGUCGCUUUUUGAUGUAGUAUCGCCUGAGGGAGUGAAGAUCCGUAAUAUCAUCGCUUAUGCGCAGUGAUUUCUCCCGAUUCUCUGAACAUUUUGAUGCUAUUACGGACCUACAUGGUAAAAUCCCUACAUUUCUUGCAAUAGCUCAUUGAGAAAUGUUGUUCCUAACCUGUUGGACAAUUUGCUGAUGCAUUUGUUGACAAAGUGGUGACCCUCGCCCCAUCCUUGUUUCUGAAUGAUUGAGCAUUUCAUAGAAGCUGCUUUCAUACCCAGUCAUGGCACCCACCUGUUCCCAAUUAGCCUGUUCACCUGUGGGAUGUUCCAAAUUAGUGUUUGAUGAGCAUUCCUCAAGUUUCACAGUCUUUUUUGCCACUUGUGCCAGCUUUUUUGAAACAUGUUGCAGGCCUCAAAUUCCAAUUGAGCUAAUGUUUGCAAAAAAUAGCAAAGUUUACCCGUUCAAACAUUAAAUAUCUUGUCUUUGCAGUCUAUUCAAUUGAAUAUAAGUUGAAAAUUAUUUUUUAAUUAGUGUAUUCUGUUUUUAUUUACCAUUUACACAACGUGACAACUUCACUGGUUCUGGGUUUUGUAUAUUAGGAGCAUUUAUAAUGUAAUCUACUGGAAGACUCUUUCUGUUAUUUCUGCCUGCCACUAAUGUGUGUUUGUAAGAUGUCUAACACAUUAAACAUUUAACAACGUGCUUUGUUGUUGUUUUUUUUUUAGUUCUGUUGUAGCUCGAUUUAUUUAUAAAAAAAAAAGUACAGUGUACCUUUUAUUACAGGGAUCAAGAUGGUUGUUGUGCAGCAAACAGAGUGUGAACCGAGUACGCAAGGGGCCUAGAUCUUACUGCCAAAAGCAGAUACAAGCACAGAAAUCAAACUAUGCAAUGGAAUAGAUCCCUAUAUGUUAUCAAAAAAGGAUUUUUAAAGGGUAUUAAAUAAUCAGGUAUUAUCCCUUGGUGGACAUAUUGAACUAUCUUGUUCUCUGACGUCUACAUGACAAAACAAAUGAAAGCGUGGAAAAGCAUGAAGGUCUACAACUUUUUUGUGUGCGGCUAGGACACGAAAACGGAGUGGGUUUCAUUUCAUGACGUUCUCAUAAAUCGUCGAGCUGCAACAAUGCCUUCAG
This is a messenger RNA of Nerophis ophidion (straightnose pipefish), 3168 nucleotides long. RefSeq names its product gastrula zinc finger protein XlCGF8.2DB-like. Gene Ontology annotation, biological process: regulation of transcription by RNA polymerase II. The record is from RefSeq and is a predicted model, not a curated record. The transcript is spliced from 2 exons. Bases 93 to 1097 code for a protein of 334 amino acids. Gene Ontology annotation, molecular function: DNA-binding transcription factor activity; RNA polymerase II cis-regulatory region sequence-specific DNA binding. NCBI's taxonomy places the organism in Eukaryota, Metazoa, Chordata, Actinopteri, Syngnathiformes, Syngnathidae.